AUGACUGCUGCCGGAAAGGGGCAUGACAUGAUCUGUCAGAAGGCUGUGUCUCUCAUAGUUGACCUCUGUACGCAGGACAGCCCGCAGCUGGACCACAACACCUGUGAGGAGUUCCUCUUUCUCAUCUCCAAUCAAGAGUACAACCACAAGGAUUCGGACAUCGCUGUUGGUCUCCCCAUCGGUGUGAUAAUAGCGUGUGGCUUGGCGCUGCUGUUGCUCGCUGCAUUCGUCUCCUGGAAGCUGUGCUGGGUCCCUUGGAGGAACAAAGCCCUCUCGUCGAGUUCUGCGGCCCUCGCACCUGACGACUGCCCCUCGGUUCAUUUACCAUCUCUUCUGCCCAGUCCUCAGCCGUCUGAGGUCAAUAUGGCGACAGAGAAGGAAAAGUAUCCUUUGGCAUCAAUGGGCUUCCUGGAGGCAGCUGUUAAAAUAAGUCAGACCUCUCCCGACAUCCCUGCUGAGGUGCAGCUCUCCAUGAGGGAGCACUUCCUGCGCCGUACGCAGCGCAUGCAAAGACAGACCACAGAGCCGGCGUCAUCCACCAGGCAUAGUUCCUUCAAACGUCACCUUCCUCGUCAAAUGCAGGUAGGGAGUCUGGACCUGGGAGAUGACUAUGAUGUGGAUGAGCAGCCAACCAGCAUUGGCCGUAUCAAGCCUGAACUCUACAAGCAAAUGACCACAGACAACGACGAAUCCGGCAAUAGCAAAGGUGGCAAAAACUGCGGCAAGAUCAACUUUUCCCUCCGCUAUGACUAUGAGAAUGAGAUGUUACUUGUCAAGAUACUCAAGGCAUUUGAUCUCCCAGCCAAGGACCUUUGUGGCAGCUCUGACCCAUAUGUCAAGAUCUACCUGCUGCCGGAUCGGAAGAAGUUCCAGACACGAGUCCAUCGUAAAACACUCAACCCCACGUUUGACGAGUCCUUCCAGUUCCCGGUACCCUACGAUGAGCUUCCCAUCAGGAAGCUCCAUCUCAGUGUUUUCGACUUUGACAGGUUCUCACGGCACGAUAUGAUCGGAGAAGUCAUACUGGACAAUCUGUUUGAAGUGUCUGAUCUCUCAAGGGAGACCUCCAUCUGGAGAGACAUUCAGUAUGCUACCUCUGAAAGCGUGGACCUUGGGGAGAUCAUGUUCUCACUCUGCUAUCUACCUACAGCAGGCAGAUUAACACUCACUGUCAUCAAAUGCAGGAACCUAAAGGCAAUGGACAUUACAGGAUAUUCAGAUCCCUAUGUGAAAGUAUCCCUCAUUUGUGAUGGAAGACGCCUGAAAAAGAAGAAGACCACAACAAAGAAAAACACCCUGAAUCCCACUUAUAAUGAGGCCAUUAUCUUUGACAUCCCUCCAGAGAGCAUGGACCAAGUCAGCUUGCAGAUCUCAGUCAUGGACUAUGACCUGGUGGGGCACAAUGAGAUAAUUGGUGUGUGCCGUUUGGGCAGUGGUGCUGAAGGUUUAGGUAGAGACCACUGGAAUGAGAUGCUUGCAUAUCCCCGUAAGCCAAUUGCACACUGGCACCCCCUGCUGGAAUCUAAGAAAUCAGAAAAACAGUGGAAAGCUAGAACGGCCAGUUUUGACAGUCAGGGGUCUUGUCCCUCCCCCAAACCUCCUGCCAGCCCUUGAUCAGAGCCAUAUGUAAAACUACAGGCUCAGCAUCCUCUGUUUGUCACUCCGAUGAAAACGAGAGCCCUGCUAUUUCAAUUUUCUCCUAUGGGUUGCUUUAGAUGGUUCCCAAACACUGAUCUAAGAUCCUGCUGUCUUUGCCCUGAUGUUCACCAUGUUCAAGCUGUUCCAGUUCGUACGAUCCUCAGUCAAUUCUUAGGAGUGUUUUACAAACCUCUGUACCUAGAAUACUAUUCAAAGCCAAUGUUGUGUACCUAGAAUAGGUUGGUAUCGUCAGCGGAGAUGUUUCUUUCCCAUAUGAAUUUUCCUGAAGUAUUGAAAUCCGAUGCAGUGUUCUGCAAGCAGUCUAUGCGCAAACAGACGUUUCUGCACAACACUGCAAGGCUCUUUGUAGAUGGCUCUGCUCUGAUCUAAAGACUUUGAAAGUUGGAUCAACUCUUGGAAGUACUGGGAAUGAGGUCAGAAAGGUUGGUGUAUACAGUAAAAUACUGAGGGAAAGGACAUUGUUUUGUGUGAAUGAGAAAAAGAAAGGAAUGGAUUUGUCAUGUGCUGUAUACUACGAACAAACCCUUUUCUUUGUCAAAUCCUUGUAUGAAAACUGUGUGAAGGUACACAUUUUAUGAAGAAUAUUUGAAUAUUUAUCAGUUUAUAGAUGUUGUAUAAAUGUUAUGUGUAAAAAGAGACUAAAUUUAUCGGAGCACAACAAACUUUUCCUAUCCAUUAAUACUGUAUCUUGCCAAAACAAAGACGUUUACUUGUAAAGAAGUUCCCGUUCGCACACAAAAACACUUCAAAUGUAGCUGAAAAAACUUUUGAUUACAUUAAUAUUCAUCGGCGAGACCUUGAGUACAAAAGUGGGCAUUUAAGGUAAAAGUGCUGAAAUAUUCAUAGAGGUCUGAUUUGAUUUAUGUGGCUUUUAUUCACUUUGUUACAAUAGCAUUUAAAGAGCUACAGAAGCGGUUCUGAAUAUUAGUAACACUACUUUAAUAGCAAUUCAAUUCCUUUUUCAAUCUUCCUGCUGUUUCAAUCUAAUGUUGACAUCUCAUUCAUCUUUUGACAUGUAAUUUCAUUGUAAGUAAAAUUGGACUGUCAAAGUUUUCUGUAUUUUGACACAUUGUCUGGGAAAAUGUCUUGAGUAAACAAUGUAUGCUCAAACUUAUAUAUAUAUAAUAUAUAUGUUUGUGUGUGUGUGUGUGUGUGUGUGUGUAUUCAUAUUCUGUAUUGCAUAAAAGAGCAGGAUUAACAUUACAGCAUAAAAAUAUAGGCAAUUAAUUUUACGUUCCUCUUCAGAUUUAAAUUUUUAUUUGCUUGUUUGAUUUUAAUGUAGACAAAAGGGAUACUUGAAACUAUGUGAAUUAAACGGUGAAUCAGUUAUCUGUAUAACUCAACUAUUUGACUGAUCAGUUUCUGUAAAUUAAAAAGAAUAAAAAAAGAAUGCCAUAUUGCCCAAUAAUUAAUUUUAUAAUAUGUAAUGCACAACAAAGUUAAACUGAGCAAUCAAAAUAAUAAAUAGUAUUACUUUUUGGAUUUUUAAUGUCAUAAAUGGUUUAACAAAAUUCAAUACUUUCAUUGCCCGCAAUAUUUUAUUUUGUUUAUCCCUGUGGUUUUAAUAAUUUUGUUUUACAUGGUUAAUUCAUACAUAACAGAACAUAGGCAAACCCCUGCUAAAUGCUUAUUUAUGAUUACUGAAGUUAAAUUCAUUCAUUCAUUUAAAAAAGAAGAAGUAGUUACAACACUGUAUAUGCUGGAAACAAAUGACAUAAAUGCAUAGAACUUCUGUUCAAGCUCCUGGACAUUUUGACUCUAUGUUUCAAACACAGAAAUUCACAGAAAUUCAAUGCGCGUACAAAUGCACAAGAGCUGACCCUUGAUAGAAACAACCUACUAUGCAGGAAGUCAAUUGACAGAUGGUGGGCACGGUUCAAGAUACCAGAGCAAAGACUUUACACUGAUCUCCAGCUGGUGUUGCUGAAAUAUCUUAAAAUAUACAUGGCACUUGGGGCUAGUUUUACACAAUGUCCCCCAUCAUCCCCUACGGUAUCUGUUAAGCUUUAAAUAUUUCUAUAUAGUAAAAUAGAUUUAAUAUUUUAACAGAAUCUUUAAAAAUUCCAAGUCAACUUGUUGAAGAAAUGGUUGUGACAAAGUACAACUUUUGGUCCCAUUUUUACAAUAUCACCAAUGUUGUAAUACUCCGAAAACAAGAGUGUGUUUCUGUAGGUGAAUGUAAAAUUAAUAAGGUUUAGAUCUGGUUCUUUACCUCAUCACUAACUUUUGUGUGCUGGUGUUUUUGCCCCCUUGUGAAUCUGAACAACUUUCUAAUUUUGUAUUGAUCAUUUGUACUUGCAAUAUAACUUGUAAUGUUUGAAAAAGUUCUUGUAUUUCAAAAAUGCCAAAAUAAAAUGUUGGUUCAGUCAUUUCAA
Carassius gibelio (silver crucian carp) is the source of this 4034-nucleotide messenger RNA. RefSeq names its product synaptotagmin-6-like. Gene Ontology annotation, biological process: regulation of calcium ion-dependent exocytosis; cellular response to calcium ion; regulation of dopamine secretion. The record is from RefSeq and is a predicted model, not a curated record. The transcript is spliced from 7 exons. NCBI's taxonomy places the organism in Eukaryota, Metazoa, Chordata, Actinopteri, Cypriniformes, Cyprinidae. Gene Ontology annotation, molecular function: clathrin binding; phosphatidylserine binding; calcium-dependent phospholipid binding. Gene Ontology annotation, cellular component: membrane. Bases 1 to 1614 code for a protein of 537 amino acids.